UAACGGCGCUUCCCCCCCCCUCUCUCUCUCUCUUUCCCCAUUCGUUGUCGGAAAAUCUCAAAGUCCAUGGUAACUCGUUCGUUAUAACUCGGUUUGCAACCAUCUACCAUGACGCAUGAUGACAUAUCGUACAUCGUCGGUGUAAUCCGUGAACGCGUAAUACACGUACGCACGAUCGAGCAGGUGACAAACGUGUCAUUCGGUUCGAUGAUUGGUAGAUCGAUAGGACUCUUGAUUGUAUCUGAUGGCUGGUCGCAACCACCCUUGUCUCCGUGAUGUCAGCAGCCCCUGGAGUCCCUCCUGAAGAGUGAUAAAUAAAGGAACAGCGAGGUACAGGGGCUCUUAUUCACAGACCGGUGACCCUUUCGAGAGUUUGCCGAGGCGAAAGAAGACUUUCCGGCCGCGUCAAGACAAUACGCCGGCCUAUCUUCGCUACUUAUACACGCUUCUUCUUCUUCUCCCCUUUUACUUUUUUCUGUUUUUUUCUUCUUUUUUACGAGGCGGCGACAAAAAGCGUCAGCAAUGCAUCGUCAGCUGUUGGCGAGUGAAAAAUAGGAUUUAAACUUAGCGCUAAAAGUCACAUGUUCUUUUGGUAUUAAUUCACUAUCGAUCUGUUUCGAUUCCAUUACCGGCUACUCUCGCGUUCGUUUCCGGUCCUCUGUUACGAACACUGUCAUGUCUGCCUUACAAUAAAAGCACUCGUAGAAAUUAUUUCAUUCCUAAAAUCUACCUCAGUCCCAAGAUCAGCGAUGCACUUAAAGAUUUUGCACGAGAGGGAAAGUAUUUCUGAUUAAGAAUCUCACGUACAUAUCAUCGACAUGGAAAUCCGCUGUAUUUAAUCCGCGAGACGUAGAGGAUGGACAUAAUAAUGCCGUGUAUCGACGACCGAUUUCAAAAUUUGAUUGAUGCGGUCACUCAUCCUGCACUAAACAAGUAUCACGCUGUAUGUACUCAAUUCAAAUUUUCGUUCGCGUAUAUAGAUCUCGGUGACGAGAUGAUGCGAGACUCGAACAAAGAAUGAACCUUGUGGUAACGUACCUGUCGCGGGAUUAGACGUGACGAAUCGGGAAGAAGCGGAUACGGAUGUUUGCGUAUUUAUCAAAGGUGACAUGUAGAAAAAAAAAGGGAUCGGACCUAAUCCGAAAUACGUAAUAUAUGUCGGACACGGGUUCAGGAUAUCAAGAUAUAUCGCACGAUUACAUUCUCCAUCACUGAGAAAAAUAUCUUUGUUAAUUGAACAAAAAAUGAUUUAUGCGAUGAUUUGGUAGGAAUACGGAUCGAUUUGUUAGUAUUGCGAAUCUUUUGUCAUCAUUCGUCAAUGUAACAAAUAACACACGGUUUACAAUACAAAUCACAUUUGUUGCAGUAUAUUUGUUAUAGAUGUCAAAAUAUUUUUUUACAACUUUACAACUAGUGUCUGUAACAAAUAACAACAAAUUAAUGCAUCAAGAAAAGGCACUUGAUUCUUAAUAACCUUUUCUAGAUAUUAUUAUUUUUAAUGUUUGAGAGCUUUUUUUGAAUUUUAUUGAGAAAAGAAUACAUAAUUGUCUAAAGUAGAACAACCAAAUUGCUAGAUAUUAUUUGUAUCUUUUGCAAAUAAUCAAAAUUCCUAACUGCUAAAAAUCUAUCCAGCAGAAGCAUAAUAGUUUCUAUUACUAACAAUUGUUUAUAAUAGCAGAUUAAUUGUUUAGAAUAGCAAAAGAGCAUCGGUCUCUACAAGAGAUGUAUUGUAUUCGACAGCAAAUCAAAAGUAACAAAUCAUAUUCGUUGUCGGUACCGACACAUUUGUUUUCACUAGAUCUACAAAUCAAAUGCUUGUUAAAUUAACAAAAUCUUUUUUCUCAGUGAUUGAAUCGCGAUGAAUGAAAAAUUUCCUCUGUGACAUUCAUCGUGAAUAUCUUUUCACAAAAACAGUCUCGCGAAUUGAAUCUCGACCAGUUACCAAAGGAGAAAGCUUUAUGAAGCCGACGCCCGGCGAGAACACAGAGGGAUGUUUGUCUCGAGUAAGAGUCGAGAAAGCUUUUGAGAUAUUUCGUUGCGGACGACGACGACGGCGGCGGCGGUGGUGGAGACCAAGGCCAAAUCGACGACGCCCACGUAUAAAAAUGUAGCCUAACAAAAGGGAAAAAAGGCAAAAGAAGAGAAAGAGAGAGAGAGAGAGAGAGAGAGAGAGAGAAAGAGAGAGAGGCGGUGAAACAGUGGGGUUAAAUGCCGUUAUUACACCACCCACGUUCCGACCGUACGAUAAAAGUUUAUUCACGCGGCCUUCCGACUCGUGCCAUCCCUCGAUAAAUUCCGACUUUUAAAGUAGCAAACGAAUUUGGAUAGAAUUUAAAAUUGUUGCAGGUACAGCCCUUAUGAUGGCCGGGAACAGAUCCUCCAACGCGUGUGUACACACAUUCCACGGACGCGCGGAAAUUCGCGUAAAUCCGCGGUGAACGCGGCCGCGCACGAACGAGAUUAAAUCCUCUCAUUUACGAAGCUCGUUUCCAUAAUCGUGCGUCAGAUCAAGGAUAGGUACGUUAAUAAAUUAGUUUCCCAACGCGAAACACUCUCUCUCUCUCUCUCUCUCUCUCACAUGAAAUCACAAUUAAGCUUUCCUCUCUCAUCAAUAUUGUUUUGCUAAAUUAUGUUAUAUGAGAGUCGGAUCUAUCAUUUUUCUAAAAGGACAGAACAAAAUUUUCGUGCCGUCAAAUUGAUAUACCUUCCACAAGGCGCUCUAUAAUAAAUUUCAGAUUUUAUAAGGUUUGAUCGAAAAAGAAAGAUACGCGAUCGCAGGAAUUGGCCAUUGAAAAUUGUUUCGUAACAGUGACAUUGGUGGCAAGUGAAAUUCUCGUGUGUGCGCGAAGCUGCGGUGUUCGCUCGUAAAGGAGUUGAGAUUGCGAAGGAAACCACCACGAGAAGGAAAAGUCACUGUGUCUGCCGCAGACUGGAAUGCAAAGUUUUAAUUAACUGCAUCGAUAAUUAAGCACACGAACACACGUGUAGCCUUGAAGUAAUCGCAAACUGUUGCGUGACACGUCUUUACAUCCAAAAUUUUGGGUAUUUUCCUGAUUGCUCCUCAACCGUUACUCUCAUUGUCAGUGACACGAUGUGAAUUCCAACAUAUUUGAUUUAUAAAAAAAUCCCACAGAAUUGCAAUCUCUGCUUAUUCACAAUCGAGCGUCUACAAACGUUCUUCAAGUUCCUCCUCUUCUCGUACUUUUUCAUCAAGAAACGCAACGAAUCGAUCCUUCCGAUAUCAUAAUUAUUUUAGGGAACAUACUCGCCACUCAUCUUUUAUUUACAAAAAAAAAUGUUCCAUAGAACGGCAGCACAGUGUCAAUUGUUUUGAAAUAUAGUUUAACGAAUAAACAAUAAACAAUGCUAUUUAUUUUUGAAGUAUUGCAGCGUUGAUUUCUAAUAAAAUGCACGUGUAGGAAGAAUCUAGCUUUCCCAGAGAAGCGAUCAGUGAUUUAUUGACGAGAAACGAUCUUGUUUGUACGCGUGUCGACGAAAAGCCGAUUGAUGUGUAAUUGGUUCUCGUGAAUGGUCCGUGAUCGCUAAGUGCACCAAUCGCGUUUCUUUGCAACAAAUCAUCACGCGAGUCAAUUAUUUUUGUUACAUUCGCGAAGCGGUAAUAACGCGAACAUUAUACGUCAAAGGGAUGUAUAUUUGGUAUUGUGUAUGCAAAAAUAUCUUCUGCAGCCUUUUCGCAUUGCGCGCGAGAGGUAUUCAAUUCGUUACAAACUCGUUACAGAUAUUUCCGAUAUUUGUUUGAUGACGCACUCAAAAGGGCGGUAACGCGAAUGGAAAUUAAUAAUGUUUAUACAUCUAUUGGCCGCCGCGGGCGUGUAGCGAUAAAAUAGAUUUUGGCGUCCCAAAUGUAGCUGGUCGUCGCGCCUCGAUAUGAUGAGUGUCGCGGAGCGUAUGGAGGAAACGUUCUAAAUUUUUGAAUCAUUAAAUUAAUGUCGCAAAAGUGACCAAAAGUGGUUGAGACUGUACAAACGAUCGAUAAUGCUUAUCGCGGUUUCCAUGGAUACAUUAGUCACAAAACCGAACUCUUCGACGCUUCUGUUUAAUAACGCAUAUUUCGUAAACGUCUUCCCUGCAGGUCUAUUCUGUAACUCUUACCGAUAGUUUUGGUAUCGUUACAGUUGAUGUCGUUGCGCAGAUGUUACGCGUGGUAAAAAAGCUGCAACGACACAUUGUAUCGUCACGAUAUCGAACUGUCGUUACAGAAUAGGUCUAUUGUAAUCAAAAUUACAGAGAUAAAAAUGCUCGUCGCGUUGAGGAUGAAUCCAGUGCGAGUGAGCGAACGCGAAUGGACGCGAACAACUCACUGUAACGAGGACCAUCGCACAGGAUGGAUGGAAACGUUGGAAUUAAUGGACAUGACAUUUUUCUCACGAUAGAAACUCGACAUGCAUCUCUUCCAUGCAUUUUAAGACGUAAUUAAUUAUGAAUAAAUAAUAUUGAAUAAUAUUUUCUGGAAAUUUAAUUCAAUUAACUCGUUUGAAAUAACUCUCAAUUAUGUAAUAUAUGCGAUGUGAUGUAUCAUCGCAAUAAAAUAUAAAGGCAUAUCUUGUGAAUAUCGGCACUUUAGAGCAUUCAAUCUUCACAGAUCAACAUUUAAAAUAAAAAGAAUCAUAGAAUGAUGUUCACAAAUUUGAAUUAUUCGAUCAAAUGUGAUCAGUUUUUUUAUAGGGUUCGAGAAAUUUACGAUUAUAGAAGAUAUCUGUUUAAAUAUAGAAAAAAAGGCAAUACAUGGGUAAUACAUAGGAUAAUAUACUCUUUUAAGAGGGUUGGGGAAGAGAUGGUGAAGUAGCCCCUCGAAACACAUAUUUCGCAGUUUUACAUAAUUUCGAACAGUUUCCGAAAUAUAGAGGAUUGGGGACAGACUUUCAUCAGCAAUUCGCAAUGAUACAUUGUUAAUAUUUAAGUGACAUUUGGUAUUGUUAAUACGUAUGGCAUUGUUAAUAUUUAAGUGAUGUUUAAAUGACGAGAAAACUAGCAAAAAAUAUAUUAAUCGAUUGAGAGAACUUUGGUUGAUCGUUCUACAAUAUACAUUUUACGUUUUACGUGAUUUAAAUAAUAGAAAAAUGAAAAAUCUCAAGCUCAUUUUUUAACUCAUGUCCAUUGAUUCGAUCAUUUCGAUCCUUUGUACGACAUAUCGAGGCAAAUCGUUCGCGCUUGUUCCAUAUGCCUGAUCUGCGGUUUAAGAGACGCGCAAUUCGAGAUUCGCACGGGAAUCGUUCGUCCUCCGCGUGCGCAAGAUAUCAGCGAACGCUCGAUCGAUCGCCGCGGACUGGCACAGCAAUGCGUAUCAUUUCACACGUACGCACUAUUUGCGUAUCCAUUAUCGGAACAUAUUAUCGAGAACAAACCCCAGCGGAAUACGGGAAAACUCGUAUCGCCGCGGGAUUUCAGUGUAACGGCCGCCGCGCGAAAUCCUUAAGCGUUUCUCGACGGAUGUACUCUUUCUCGAAUCGCGCGAGCGCGAUCAAAGCUGAAUUUUGGCUCGAACGAAACCCGAAGCGAAAGCCAGCCCAUCCGUUUCGAGAAGUUCAUUAUCGUCGGGAUAGUUUCAACAAACGGGAUACCAUCGCGGCCGUUAAUGUGGCCACUUAAUGGCAGCUAACAAUUUGCACUUCAAAGGCGUUUCUCGUUUGUCGUAACUCACGAGAGUUUAUCGGUGCUGUCGGGCGCGCAUUAACCGAAAUCGUCUGACAUCGUAGCUGCUGCAUUUCGAGCCAAUUUAGAGGUAGACCCGUAUAGGUCAGACACGUCCGGUCUCAAUGAAGCUGAGCUAGCUGUAUGUACCACUUCGCUGACUAAUCACAUUUUAAGUACGAUCUGCGUUGAUAAGAGCAAACAUGUUCCUCGAACAAACUCCCACGAUUUUCAAAUAAAAUUGCCGUGUUUAAUUGGCGCCAUGUUAAAAUAUCGAAUGGCAGAGAUAAAGUAGUUUGCAAAACAUUUAAAAGCUUUCGCACGCGCGAUUUAGAGAAUAUGUGACCUUUCAUUCGCGUUUUCCCUUAUUCCGCGGAGAACGAGCGUUCGAUAACACUUUGAGAUGGAAAUUGCAUUUGCGGUGCGAAUACCUCUCUCGUUGAAAUUCGUUUAAAGAGUCCUAUUUUCGGCAGCCGCGCGAUUCGUUCGCGUAAAUUGACGAUUUAACACGUUAUAAUUGCUAACCAUUAAUUUUAUUCCGCGAAACAAUUUGUGUAUUUUAUAUCAAUUUUGAGCUGCGUAAAUUUUUUUUUAAUUAGAUUAUAAUCCCUUCCGAGAAAAGUGAGUAAAAGUCACUCGGGAAGUACUUUGCGCUUCAACGGAAAUAUUAAUCGAUAAGUUUCGCCAAAGUUUCUGACGGCGCGGCACGACGCGGCGCGGCGGCGACCCAGCUGCCCUCCGUAAUUCCCUUCAUCAUGUUUUAAUGUUCGUUAAGCCUCGAUUCAAUCGCGCGACUCGUACGACUCGAAAGAUCCAAUCUAACGGUAAUACCGAGCUUUUCGCUAACUUACAGAGCUAAAAAUAUUUUCGAGAAUAAAGUAAAGAUCGCCGGUUUUCCGCGCGGUGAAAAUGGGUCGAGAACUCUCGUCGUGAGUGCACCAACACGAGACAUUUGGUGCGAUGAGAUCCGCGUAUUCGAACAUCACCGACAUACACAACAUGAUCGCGCUAUGCAAACGAACGAGGUCCUCGAAAUACUCCGGCCGGUACAAUUACGGGCUGUGGACGAUCGAGCCGAGUAUCUUGAGCAUUAUCGGAUAUACCGUGGUCAUUCCUGUAGUUUCCGCACUCGGAAUAAUCGGAAAUUCUCUGAUCCUCAUAGUCCACUUCAAAGCGAAGACAUACCUGAAAGCGUCGACAUACACAUAUUUAGCAGUGCUCGCGACCUCGGAUCUGAUUACCUGCAUCUUGCUCGUCUUCUCCAGUCUGGCUCGGGGCAUUUUCCGUUGCUACAAAGGAUGGCUGGAAUUCGACGCGUUCGUAUACUUUCCGCUCGGCUCCAUUACGUCAAACAUCACAGUCUGGGCCGCAUUAGGUGUGAGCGUCGAUAGACUGAUAAUAGUCUGCAGCAUGCCGCGUAGCAAACCACCGGGAUUCUGUAGCCAGCAUAUAGCACGCAAGCUGAUGAUCUUCGCCAGCUGCUUCGCCAUUUUGAUCAACGUACCAUACUGCUUUAUGUACAAGUACAACGAUCGUGGUGAUUUAGUGACGACCAAUUUUUUUCACUCGAGGUGGUACUAUCUUCAGAAUUGGUUUCAAUUUAUAAUAUUCGGCCUGAUACCGGCUGCAUUUUUGCUCGUUGCGAACGUUAUAAUGUUAUACUUUGUGAGAAAGGUCCUCAAGCAAAGAGAAAUACUGCUGAAGCGCAAAAACAUACGCGAAGGGAAUAAGUUGCAGGAUCAAGCCCGGCUAACCAUCAUGCUGAUCGGCAUCGUAUUACUGUUCCUCGUGGGCGAGCUGCCAACUCAUUUAGCAUCACGUCGCAGCGCCGUGUCUUUGCUUUAUGGCGGUGAUCCUUCCAGAGUUCACGAGGACUUCAUGGAAAGUUUCCGCAUGUGGGCGACUCUUCUCAACGCACUAUCGAGCUCGACAAAUUUCAUACUCUAUUAUUUGCUGAGUUCAUGCUUUUCUAUGCAUUUCAAACGCAUGUUACUUCCGAAGCAUAUUAUGAAGAGGAAACACGCUAGGAGAGGACCGAUCGCUUAUUUCCACCAACAACCAGGCGGCAGAGCGCAAUGCGAAAUAUUUGUAUUAUAGUAUUAUUGCGUGUAUGUAUGUAUUGCGCGAGCGAUAACAAUAAUCAGUACCCUAUUUAUCUACA
This is a messenger RNA of Solenopsis invicta (red fire ant), 7813 nucleotides long. Its product is annotated as neuropeptide Y receptor type 6. Gene Ontology annotation, cellular component: membrane. NCBI's taxonomy places the organism in Eukaryota, Metazoa, Arthropoda, Insecta, Hymenoptera, Formicidae. Gene Ontology annotation, biological process: G protein-coupled receptor signaling pathway. Bases 6613 to 7749 code for a protein of 378 amino acids. The transcript has 7 exons. The record is from RefSeq and is a predicted model, not a curated record. Gene Ontology annotation, molecular function: G protein-coupled receptor activity.